This is a messenger RNA of Periophthalmus magnuspinnatus, 1540 nucleotides long. RefSeq names its product transcriptional adaptor 2A (gene tada2a). Gene Ontology annotation, cellular component: nucleus; SAGA-type complex. The record is from RefSeq and is a predicted model, not a curated record. Gene Ontology annotation, biological process: regulation of transcription by RNA polymerase II; chromatin remodeling. Bases 79 to 1416 code for a protein of 445 amino acids. Gene Ontology annotation, molecular function: transcription coactivator activity; chromatin binding; protein binding. Lineage: Eukaryota; Metazoa; Chordata; Actinopteri; Gobiiformes; Gobiidae. The transcript has 15 exons.
GCCUUAAGGCUGGAUAGCUGCUAACAGACUCACUGAGUUAUUACACGGAUCGUGGAUCAUUUCGUUACAUCCUAAAACAUGGACCGAUUGGGACCUUUUGGGAAUGAUCCUUUUGAUAAACCCCCAUGCAAAGGCUGUUCAUCUUACCUUACUGAACCAUACAUUAAAUGUGCAGAGUGUGGACCCUCUCCAUUUCUGAUCUGCCUCCAGUGCUUUACCCGAGGGUUUGAAUACAAGAAGCACCAGAGUGAUCACAAGUAUGAAAUUAUGACCUCAGACUUCCCAGUGCUGGAGCCUGGGUGGACAGCGCAAGAAGAAAUGGCUCUUUUAGAAGCAGUUAUGGAUUGUGGAUUUGGAAACUGGCAGGAUGUGGCAUAUCAAAUGCGUACAAAAAACAAAGAAGAAUGUGAGAGCCACUACAUGAAGAAUUUCAUCAAUAAUCCCCUGUUCUCCUCCACCUUACUCAGCCUGCAAAAAACUAAAGACUCACACUUUGCAGAUACAGCAAUUCCAUUUAGACCCACAGAUGACCCACCUCGUCCUACCUUUGAGUCAGUGUUGUCUCGGGAUAUGGCUGGAUACAUGCCUGCAAGAGCUGACUUCAUGGAGGAGUUUGACAACUAUGCAGAAUGGGACUUGAAGGACAUCGACUUUGUGGAUGAUGACUCCGAUGUCUUACGUGCGCUAAAGCUGGCAGUUGUUGAUAUAUAUCAUUCAAGAUUAAGGGAGCGGCAAAGAAGGAAAAAGAUUAUCCGAGAUCAUGGUCUCAUCAACUUGCGGAAAUUUCAGAUACUGGAGCGUUGUUACCCAAAAGAAGUGCAAGAAAUGUAUGAUGUGAUGAGGCGCUUUGCUCGUGUGGUGGGACCAAUGGAACAUGACAAAUUCAUUGAAAGCAAUGCAUUGGAGUUUGAGUUGAGGAAGGAGAUUCACCGGCUACAGGAGUACAGAAAAGCUGGAAUCAAGUCUUUCUGCAGUGCAAAGGUCCAUGAUCGUGUGAAGCGUGUGCGAGAGGAAGAGCGCAGAAAGAGGACCAUGCUGUCGGAUGUGCUGCAGUAUAUACAGGAUAGCCGGGCGUGCCAGCAAUGGCUUAGCAAACAAGCUGCAAUUGACGCUGGCAUUACUCCACCUGUCACAACGCUCACGGUCUCAGCAUCAGGUAGGCGCAGUGCCCCUCCCCUGAACCUCACAGGACUGCCGGGAACAGAGAAGCUCAAUGAGCGAGAGAAAGAGCUGUGCCAGGUGGUUCGCCUGGUGCCAGGGGCCUACCUUGAGUAUAAGCAAGCUCUCCUGAAUGAAUGCAGACGGCAAGGGGGGCUACGACUCGCUCAAGCCAGAGCACUAAUCAAGAUUGAUGUCAACAAGACUCGCAAAAUAUAUGACUUUCUCAUCAAGGAAGGCUACAUUACUAAGGCCUGAAGACACUGUGGACACUAAAUGCUACAGAUUUUUUUAUAUAUCAUUGUACUGUAAAAGAAUUGUAAGAAAAUGUGUUCAAUUGCUGCUCUUUUAAAAUAUAUUAUAUGUAAAUGUUUCUUUUGUA